CAGGGCUGACAUCUCAGAUGCUGCUUCCCUCUGGUGGUGACUGCUGGCCCUGCAGCUGAGACCACGUGAUUUCUAGGAAAUGCACCUCCCGGAGGAGAACUGAAACUUAGGGUGGGGACUGUAGAAAGGGGAGGAGAGAUCACAAACCUAGCCUAGAACAAACAGCCUGUGAUAUCCUCGUUCGCUCAGGAUGGCCUCAGGCAAAGCACGCUGUACCCGGAAGCUCCGAAGUUGGAUAAUACAGCAAGUGGAAAGUGGGCAGUUCCCAGGUGUGUGCUGGGAUGAUGCAGCCAAGACUAUGUUCCGGAUUCCCUGGAAGCAUGCAGGCAAGCAAGACUUCCGAAAGGACCAGGAUGCUGCCAUAUUCAAGGCUUGGGCACUGUUUAAGAAAAAGCACAAGGAUGAGGACAUAGGACCCCCUGCUGUCUGGAAAACUCGCCUGCGCUGUGCCCUCAACAAGAGUCCUGAAUUUGAAGAGGUUCCUGAGAGAGGCCGCAUGGAUGUUGCCGAGCCCUACAAAGUGUAUCGGAUACUGCCAUCAGGAACCCUCCCUACCCAACCCAGAAGCCAGAAAUCAGCAUCAAAGCGAUCCAACAGUGCUGUGUCACCGGACAGGGAAGAGAGUAAGGAGAAGGGGAGGACCAGUGAGGUUGUAACCCUCUCAGACUGUGGCGGCGGCGGCGGCGGCAGCAGCGGCUACAGCAGCAGCAGCAGCCCUGAGCCGGAGGAAGGUGCUAGCACAACUGAAGCCCCCAUUCAAGAGGACCCAGUACUCACAGAUCAUCUGCUUCCUCUGAACUCAGACUACUCUCUGCUGCUCACCUUCAUCUACAGUGGGCGUGUGGUGUAUGAGACCAGGGUACACAGCCUAGACUGCCGCCUUGUGGCUGCGCCCUCAGCCUUGGAGAGCAACAUGCUACAGGUGAUGUUUCCCAAACCUGAUCCUCUGGAGCCUAUCCAGCACCUACUGAAUCAGCUUGAGAGAGGCGUCCUGGUGGCCAGCAAUUCCAGAGGCCUCUUUGUUCAACGCCUUUGUCCCAUCCCCAUCUCCUGGAACGCACCUGAGGCCCCACCUGGGCCUGGUCCGCAUCUGCUGCCCAGCAAUGAGUGUGUGGAGCUCUUCAAUACCACCUGCUUCUCUAGAGACUUGGCCCAGUACGUCCAGGGUCUCGGCCCUCCGCCCAAGUUCCAGGCAACACUGCAUUUCUGGGAGGAGAGGCCUGGCUCUAGCCAUACCCAGGAGAAUCUUAUCACAGUGCAGAUGGAGCAAGCUUUUGCCCGGCAUUUACUGGAGAAAAUUCCAGAGGAGCAGGAAGCGGCUUUGUUCCUGGUACAGAACCCAGAACACCCAUUUGCUGCUUUACCAUUCUGAUCCUCAGGGCUCUGUUGAAAUACACUUGUUCUCCACACCAUUGGUCUGCCUGCUUUGUGUGGGUUAUACAACAUGGCUGGCAGUGCAGGAUCUUUUUAUCUUUAAAGUAACUAUUUUGAGAGCCAGGUUUGUUGGUGAAUAUUUGUGAUCUCAGCACUUGGGAGACAGACUGAAUGACUUUUAUUUUAGAUAUACCCUCUUUAUUUUAGAUAUACCCUCUUUCAUCUCUAAGGAGCUGGAAAGUUUAUGCUGUCUUUCCAGCCCCUAACUCUGAAUCCAAGCACUUUAUGUUUCCUUCCUAGAAUUUUAAAUAAAAUUCAACUGGGUGGGGUAGUA
Messenger RNA from Phodopus roborovskii (desert hamster), 1708 nucleotides. It is a transcript of the gene Irf9, whose product is annotated as interferon regulatory factor 9. Gene Ontology annotation, biological process: immune system process; regulation of transcription by RNA polymerase II. Gene Ontology annotation, cellular component: nucleus. The transcript has 9 exons. Gene Ontology annotation, molecular function: RNA polymerase II cis-regulatory region sequence-specific DNA binding; protein binding; DNA-binding transcription factor activity, RNA polymerase II-specific. The record is from RefSeq and is a predicted model, not a curated record. The coding region runs from base 191 to 1372 and encodes 393 amino acids. Lineage: Eukaryota; Metazoa; Chordata; Mammalia; Rodentia; Cricetidae.